AUGGAUUUGCAAUCGAAUUUUAGUAAAAGAAUAUCUGAUAAAAAUGGAUUUCAGUUAUAUGUAGAGAGAGCAAAGAAUUUAAUUUUUACUGUGGCCUCUUAAUUAUUAUAUGAGGAUAAAUAACCUUUAAUGUGGAACUGUCUAGCUAUUGUUAUCUAAUAUUUUUAGCUGACUUAUUUACUAUUUAAUUCUAAGAUUUAGAAUAUAUGGAAAAAUCAACCUGUAUCAGAUGCUAUCAACUAUUUUCUUUCGUAUUAAAUUUAUUAAGAAAUUUUAGGUGUUUCCUUCUUUCUCCAUAUACUUUAUAAAAUUACUCAUUGUUUAUUAUUUUACUCUAUCUUUGUAUUGGAAUUUUGACUUUAUCAAUAAUGUUAACUUUUUUUUUAGGAUUAAGGCUCAAUAAAAAGAAAUAAGAAAAUAAUAGGAUUAAAAAAGCCUUAAAGAUAUUCAUUAAUUUAUUCCUAUCAAUCCUUUAUUUACCAAUUCUUGAUGUAUUUAUAUCAAUAAUAGAUUGUGAUUUUGAUAAAAAUGGAAUUUAUGUACAUAAUUAAUUUUAAGAAUAAAAAUGUUGGAUUGAUACACACAUUCUACAUGGGAUAGUAGCAAUAUUAUUUACAAUUAUAUUCUAUUGCUAUUGCUUUUUUUUUGCCUUUUUAUAUUAUGAAUCAAAAUAUGAACCAACAAACCCAAAUUCAAAGAUGAGUGGAAGACCAUUAAUUAUGUUUUUUACAUAUGAACUAUUUUAAACAAUUAUUCAAAAAUUGUUUAAUGGAAAAGACAACUAAUUCUUCUAGAUUUUUUGUCUUUUGGGAGGAAGUUUAAUAAUAUUCUAGAAAUUUCAUACAGAAUAACCUUACAAUCAUAAAAUAAUAUAAAAAUUUUGGUCAAUUUCUGUUAUUUUGAAUGUAUGGGGAACAUUAUUACUUUUUUGUUCUUUGUUUUUAGAGAAGGUUAUUUUUAGUGGGAUUAUUUAUGCAUUCAUUUCUGGAUUACCAUUACUUGUAUUUACAAUUUUUAAAAUGGAAAAAUUACAUUUUGAUUUACUAUUAAUUAAUCACUCAAAGGUAACAGAUGUUCAAGAAAUAAUUAAUCAAACUAAUUAUUUAAUUAAAUUGUUAAAUUUCAUUAAGAAAGAUAGUGACACUUAAAUAAUAGUUGAUGGAUACUUAGAAAUUCAUAGAGUAACUUGUGUAAGGGAAGACUGUUAUCUCAAAAUUAAAAAUUAACCAAAUAUUAGAUUGACUAAUUCCUUAUUAAGAGAUUCAACUUUAACAGAAAGAGAAACAGAUUUAAUAUUUGUAUUAGGAUAAAUUUAUUAUAAUUAAAUUAAAAAAUUCCCAGAAUCAAUUACUUUACGGAUAAGAUACUCAUUCUUAUUGUCUGAUUAUAUGAGAUAAUUGUAAUAAGCAUUUAAUGAACUCACUUAAACAGAAUAGAUGAGUCCUUCUUUUGAUGAAGAAUUUGUAAUUUUAAGAAAGAAAUUUAUAAUUUAACAAUAAUUAGAUUCUUUUUAAAAUGAAAACUUUGGUAAAGUUGAUGUUGCUUCAGAAAUAGCUUUUCAAAAUAAUUAUAGAUCAUUACUUUAAUAUAUUGAACAAACUACUUUAUCUCAAAUGGAAUUUUGGUCAAUAUUAUAAGAGGAUUUUCCAGAUCUUGCUAAAGUAUAUUAAAUUGGUUAGAAAAUAAACAAAUUAUUAAAUUUGAUUGAUAUAUUAUGGAUUAAAAUAUAGAAAGCUACUUCCAAUAUAUUUAAGGCAAUGAGAUUAUAUGGUUAAUUCAUAAACGAUGUAUUGUAGGAUGAAGAAUAUGGAUAACAGUUAUUAAAAAAGUCAGAUUUAUACUAAUAAUAAGUUUAAUAAAGAAAGAAGCAAAUCAUUCAGUUUAUAGCUGGCGAUGAUUUAGGAUUUGAAUAACAAGCUACUGUUAUAGUAUCCACAUCUAUUGAAAAGUUUGCUUUAGUAAUAACACUCAAUUAAUCUUGUUGCCAUCUUAUUGGAUAUACUAAAUAAGAAAUCAUCAACAGAAAAAUAAAUUUAUUUAUGCCAAAUUUAUUUCAGAAGUUUCAUGAUUAGUAUAUUGAGAGAUUUCUUCUUACAAGCGACAUAAAAAAUAUUAAUAAAGAUAGAUUUAUAUUCCUGAAGGAUAAAUAAAAUUAUAUAUUGCCUUGUUAUAUUGUUUUAAGAAUAUUACAUACUAUAGAUGAAAAUGUAAAUUUGGCAGCAUAAUUUAUUACUGUCAAGGCUUUUAAACCCACUUGUUAUUUAAUAAUCGAUUAAGAUUACAUUAUAGACUCUAUAUCAGCUACUACAAUUUAAUUAUUAGGAAUGGAAAAUAAAUUAGUAAUAAAUAAAUAAUUAAGAUUUGAUUUGUUAUUUCCUGAAUUCAUUGAAAAUAUUUCUAUUUAUAAAACUAAGUUUGGAGGAAAAAUAAAAUAUGUACAAGAUAAUUUUGUAAAAUAAUUUUAAUAGAAUAAUUAAAAUAUAAUUUAUAAGGAACAAGAGUUUAACUGCAUCCUUAAAGAAAUAGUAAAUAUUACUAAAAAUGAAGUAAUGGGAUAUUACAUUAAAUUAGAAUUAUGUGAAUAAGUAUAUUAAAAUUAAAGUUUUGAUGAACUUUUAUAACCAUAAAAAUAAGGUUAGUAGAUUUUAUAAAGUCUAUAAUUUAAAUAUAUUGUAAAUUAGAAAUUAUAUUUGGGUGAAUUCGUUGAUGAGAAUUUAACAAAGUUAUCUUAAAGCAUUUUAUGGGAUCAAAUUGAAUAAUCUUCAUUAGGUUCAUCCAAUUAAAUGAAUAAUGAAACUACUCAUUAGGAAUCAUUAAGACGACGAACAAUUAGAUUAUCAGAUCAUGAUAAACCUAUAAUAAAUUAUGCUGAAAAUAUUAGGGUUCUUCGUCUAUUUUAAAAUUAGAUAUAAGAAAUAGAUGAUAAAGAUAAUAUUAUAUCUGAUGAUGAUGAAAAAGAAAGUGUAUUCUAGUCAUAACAACAUUUGAAUCCAAUAAAUGAUUAAGANGUAUCCACAUCUAUUGAAAAGUUUGCUUUAGUAAUAACACUCAAUUAAUCUUGUUGCCAUCUUAUUGGAUAUACUAAAUAAGAAAUCAUCAACAGAAAAAUAAAUUUAUUUAUGCCAAAUUUAUUUCAGAAGUUUCAUGAUUAGUAUAUUGAGAGAUUUCUUCUUACAAGCGACAUAAAAAAUAUUAAUAAAGAUAGAUUUAUAUUCCUGAAGGAUAAAUAAAAUUAUAUAUUGCCUUGUUAUAUUGUUUUAAGAAUAUUACAUACUAUAGAUGAAAAUGUAAAUUUGGCAGCAUAAUUUAUUACUGUCAAGGCUUUUAAACCCACUUGUUAUUUAAUAAUCGAUUAAGAUUACAUUAUAGACUCUAUAUCAGCUACUACAAUUUAAUUAUUAGGAAUGGAAAAUAAAUUAGUAAUAAAUAAAUAAUUAAGAUUUGAUUUGUUAUUUCCUGAAUUCAUUGAAAAUAUUUCUAUUUAUAAAACUAAGUUUGGAGGAAAAAUAAAAUAUGUACAAGAUAAUUUUGUAAAAUAAUUUUAAUAGAAUAAUUAAAAUAUAAUUUAUAAGGAACAAGAGUUUAACUGCAUCCUUAAAGAAAUAGUAAAUAUUACUAAAAAUGAAGUAAUGGGAUAUUACAUUAAAUUAGAAUUAUGUGAAUAAGUAUAUUAAAAUUAAAGUUUUGAUGAACUUUUAUAACCAUAAAAAUAAGGUUAGUAGAUUUUAUAAAGUCUAUAAUUUAAAUAUAUUGUAAAUUAGAAAUUAUAUUUGGGUGAAUUCGUUGAUGAGAAUUUAACAAAGUUAUCUUAAAGCAUUUUAUGGGAUCAAAUUGAAUAAUCUUCAUUAGGUUCAUCCAAUUAAAUGAAUAAUGAAACUACUCAUUAGGAAUCAUUAAGACGACGAACAAUUAGAUUAUCAGAUCAUGAUAAACCUAUAAUAAAUUAUGCUGAAAAUAUUAGGGUUCUUCGUCUAUUUUAAAAUUAGAUAUAAGAAAUAGAUGAUAAAGAUAAUAUUAUAUCUGAUGAUGAUGAAAAAGAAAGUGUAUUCUAGUCAUAACAACAUUUGAAUCCAAUAAAUGAUUAAGAACAAAUUGAAAAUAACAUUUUUCGUUCUAGAAAAAAUUUAGAAAAUAUUAUCACAUCGACUUCAACGCCUAGAGUUAUAAUAAAAGUUAAAUGGAUUAGUAACAUUAUUAUAAUAAUAAUACUUAUACUAUCAUUUAUAGAUUACUUUAUUGCCAUUAACUAAACUGAUGAAAUCUUUAAUACAAUAUUAUUGGUUAGAGAUGGAAAUUUCAGAAAUAGUGAAUUGGGUAUUAUUUUAAGUUCCAUUUUUAAUUUAUAGUUAUUAAAUAGGAAUGUAUUUAAUCUAACAGUAAAUCAAGCUAAAAUUUAUGAAUUAGAAUAAAGAAAGAUUAUUAAUGAUUCCAUUAACAAUGUUAAUAUAUUAAAUCAAGAUAUCGUUUCAAAGGCAAAUAAUUUAGCACCUCAAAAUUAUUAAUUUGAAUUUAUAUUAAAGAAUGUGAAAAUUCAGCUUAAUGAUUAAGGUUAGAUUGAAUAUUAUGAUUUAAACUAAGCUAUUUAAUAAAUACUUAGUAAAUCAUUGGCUAUUAGAGAUAAGGAGUUAGAUUUUAUAAGUUAUUUAGAUUCGGAUGUUAAUUUUGUAGUAAGUAAUUGGUUAAAUAAUUUAUAAUAUUCAUUAAAGGAAUCCUUAAAUAAUUUAAUUGAAAAUUUAAUAAAAAAAACAAUGGAAAAAAUUAGUAUUUUUGUAGUUUUAUUGAUUGUUUCUAUUUCCACAAUUAGCAUUGGACUUUUUCUAUUAAUAAUUGCACUUUUAUCUGUCUCUCGUUCCUAAAGUGAUAUAGUAAGUUUAUUCUUGGAUAUUCCUGAUAAAACGAUAAGAUAUUUAUAUCAUAAAAGUGAAAAUUUCCUUACAAAUCUUCAAAUAGGAGAGGAUGAUGAUUUAAUAUCUGAGAAUGAUGAAACAAUAGAUAAAGAAGAAAAUGCUUAAUUAUAAAAGACUUUGAAAUCUAAAAGAACCAAAAAAAAGUACAAAAAUGCAAAUAAAGAAUACAAUUACUUUAUCUAUAUAAUAACUUUCAUUUUAAUAAUAAUAUAAGGUUAUUUUAUUCUCACAUAUUUCUUAAGUGGAGAUACAAUUAAAUAUAUUCAUUAUCUUAGUGGAGAAUAUAAUUUAACAGCUAGAACUGAACAAUUUUAUAGAUUUUCAGAGAUUUGUUAGAGAUCUUUAUUUUAUAAUCGUAAUAUGAGAAUACUUGAAAAAGAGUCUUAUGAUGCUAUUGUAGAUAAUUAGGAUGAAUUAUACAUUCAUAAUUCAUAUAUGUAAUAACUUCAUUCAUAAAAUAUUGAUUUAUUAUAAUAGAAUUAUGUGGAUGCAUUUAAUGAAUUAUAUAUUGAUGAUCCUUGUCCAAUAGUUAUUGAAUAAGUAAAGUCAAUUGAUGCAGAAUCUUGUUCUUUAUUAAUGGAUAGUGGUUUUUCAUAAGGUUUAAAUGUUGGUGUUCCUAGAUUCUUUGAAAAUUUAAGAUAUUUAAGAACUAUUUAUGAUUAACUCUAUAAUAAUCCGAAAGCUAAUUUUACAUUUCUGGCUAGAGGUUAUGGAAUAUUUAGAAAUAUUACAGAAGAUAAUGAUAAUAGUACAAAUUUCAUUUUAAAUCUUAAUAAUUUCUAGCAUGCCAAAGAAAACCGAGAGAUAUAACAUCAUUAUUUUAAAAGUAAUUAAAUAUUUAAUAUUAAGGUAUUUUUAGAUAUCUAACAAAUUAAUUUAUUUAAGGACUGAAUAAUUAAUUGGAUAAUUUAAAAUUAUAGAGAUUAGCAAUUUUUAUAUUUUUUUAAGUUUUACUUUUUGUGAUUUAUUUUUUAUUAUGGCUACCUUUAGCUUUAAAAAUAACAAAAGAUAUAUGGAGUACUAGAGCAAUGAUAUUGAUGAUCCCUUUAAAAAUAAUAUUAAGGAUUAGAUCUAUAAAAGAUUAUAUAAGAAAUUAAAUAUAAGAAGGUGAUUAGGAUCCUUGA
Paramecium sonneborni is the source of this 6031-nucleotide messenger RNA. The record is from the annotation of a GenBank genome assembly. NCBI's taxonomy places the organism in Eukaryota, Ciliophora, Oligohymenophorea, Peniculida, Parameciidae.